This is a messenger RNA of Armigeres subalbatus, 1312 nucleotides long. RefSeq lists its product as uncharacterized. The record is from RefSeq and is a predicted model, not a curated record. The transcript has a single exon. The coding region runs from base 196 to 1290 and encodes 364 amino acids. Lineage: Eukaryota; Metazoa; Arthropoda; Insecta; Diptera; Culicidae. Gene Ontology annotation, molecular function: nucleic acid binding.
ACGGGCCGCCACUAAACCGGACCGCGCUAGCGCGACUCGCGAUGCGACAUUCACUCGCGACAUUGAGCUUUGACGUCUCGACUCGACGUUGACGUUUGUCAAAAAUAUUCAUGGGAGAAUUAUUGUUUAUGUUUACUUCAGACAUUCAAUCAAACAUAGUUUGAAAGUGCAAAGAAUUUUCCAUUCCAAUUAAAAAUGUAUUCAGAAUUAUCCAAAACCAAAUCCUACAGAACAUCUAACAUCAUUAUUAAAAACGUUCGUCAUCGGCACGCUGGUAUUAAUACGGUUUAUCAUGCCCUCUACGGUCACUAUUUUCUAGGGAUUUCGAAAAAGGAUUUGGCCACAAUUUAUGGGAAAGCCAAAUCAACCAUUUGCGAGUGGUUUGUGAAAUUCCAACGAGACGGAUUAUUCCAGAGAAAACAACGUCAACAAGUGUUCAAAAAAUUUAGCGCAGCUAAGCGGGAUUGGUUAGUCAAUCUGUAUCAAAAGGAGCCCUUUUUAUUCCUCGACGAGGCAAAACUCCGAUUUCAGAGGCACUUCCAACAGUCAAUAAGUGUGUCAUCAAUUUGCACAAUACUACACGAAUCUGGAUUGAGCUGGAAAACCAUCGAAAGAAGGGCUAUCCAGAUCCGAGACGAUGAGAUAGUUCGCUUCGUUAAAGAGAUGCUAUCGAUUCCAUGGGAUACAUUCAGUCUUGUUUUCCUUGAUGAGGUCUCUUUUGAUAAUAAGGAUAUGUUGCGCAAAAAGGGGUACGGAGUCAUUGGUCAAAAACUUAUUUAUCGCGGGGAGUUCGUUAGAAAGCCGAGAGUUUCCUUUUUAUGUUUUCUUGGAGUGAAUGGAAUGCUCGAUAGUUUUUAUACUGAUGGUACAUUUAACAGACAAAAAUUUUUCAAUUGCUGUCGUAAUUUUGCUCUGAAUAAUCCCAAUGUUCACCAGUAUCCAGGAUUUCACUCUAUUUGGAUUUUGGAUGGAGCCCGCAUUCAUUGCGACGCUAAUAUCGUACGGUAUUUUCGUUCUAUUGGCAUUAUGCCUAUAUUCCUCCCACCUUAUUGUCCAUUUUUCAAUCCAAUUGAGAUAGUGUUUGGAUUGGUGAAAGCGUAUCUCAAAAGAAAUUACUGCCAAGAUAGAUCCGUUCUGAAAGAAGUUUGUACAUCUAUGAGUGCAUUCAAAGUUUUUGAUUGUAAGAAAAUUUUCGAAAACUGUGGAUAUUUACCCGGUGGAGUUUUUCUUCCAGAAAAAGGAUUGGCUCAGGAUCCCAAAUAUAUGGAUUUGAACAUUGUUCCUGAAUAAACAAAUACAGUUCUAUUUCAAU